Lolium perenne is the source of this 675-nucleotide messenger RNA. RefSeq names its product cysteine proteinase inhibitor. Gene Ontology annotation, molecular function: cysteine-type endopeptidase inhibitor activity. Lineage: Eukaryota; Viridiplantae; Streptophyta; Magnoliopsida; Poales; Poaceae. The record is from RefSeq and is a predicted model, not a curated record.
CUUUCCCUUGCUCCCCCAACCGUCGCUAUAAAUCCCGUCCCUGUCUCCAUUCCGCUUGAUAUCCACGGAGAUUGAUCCUCACGAAUCACGAUUGACAGAAUCAGUUCUCAGUAGCGCAGCUCUCAUCCUACGUACUCUUCCCCCGGCUCAGCACAGCGACCCACGCAACCGGACGGCAGCAGCGAUGGCCAAGGCGGCGCACGAGCACGACGGCCCACGCCGCCGCCCGAUGCUGGGCGGCAUCCAGGACGCGCCGGCGGGGCGGGAGAACGACCUCGAGACCAUCGAGCUGGCCCGAUUCGCCAUCGCCGAGCACAACAACAAGGCCAACGCGGUGCUGGAGUUCGAGAGGCUGGUGAAGGUGAGGCUGCAGGUGGUGGCCGGGUGCAUGCACUACUUCACCAUCGAGGUCAACGAGGGCGGCGUCAAGAAGCUGUACGAGGCCAAGGUCUGGGAGAAGGCGUGGGAGAACUUCAAGCAGCUCCAGGAAUUCAAGCCGGCAGCCUAAGAUGCUCUGCAUAUACUAUGUGAUAUGGCGACUUAGCCUUGUGGUUGGAGCCUAUCCUACAUGUCAGUCUCACUGGCUAUAGGUGUUUCAUGAUGAAUAAACUUGUGGGUAUGGUUCCCAUAAUGGAACACGCUCAUUGAGUUGAUGAAAUCCAAGUGUUUUGAUCA